Grammomys surdaster is the source of this 2555-nucleotide messenger RNA. It is a transcript of the gene Kics2, whose product is annotated as chromosome unknown C12orf66 homolog. The record is from RefSeq and is a predicted model, not a curated record. The transcript is spliced from 3 exons. The coding region runs from base 14 to 1351 and encodes 445 amino acids. NCBI's taxonomy places the organism in Eukaryota, Metazoa, Chordata, Mammalia, Rodentia, Muridae. Gene Ontology annotation, cellular component: KICSTOR complex. Gene Ontology annotation, biological process: protein localization to lysosome; cellular response to amino acid starvation; negative regulation of TORC1 signaling.
GCGCGCAGGUCGCAUGGGGGAGUCUAUCCCGCUAGCCGCCCCGGUGCCGGUGGAACAGGCGGUGCUGGAGACGUUCUUCUCUCACCUCGGCAUCUUCUCUUACGACAAGGCCAAGGACAAUGUGGAGAAGGAACGAGAGGCCAACAAGAGCGCGGGGGGCAGCUGGCUGUCGCUGCUGGCGGCCUUGGCGCACCUGGCUGCGGCCGAGAAGGUCUAUCACAGCCUCACCUACCUGGGGCAGAAACUAGGGGGCCAGUCAUUCUUCAGCAGGAAGGACUCCAUCCGCACCAUCUACACUUCCCUGCAUAACGAACUGAAGAAAGUGGUGGCGGGACGCGGCGCCCCGGGUGGAACGGCUCCUCACGUGGAGGAGCUCCUCCCCCACCUGUCAGAGCAGCUCUGUUUCUUUGUUCAGGCCCGGAUGGAGAUCGCAGACUUCUACGAGAAGAUGUACACCCUCAGCACGCAGAAGUUCAUCAACACCGAAGAGCUGGUCAGCACCUUGGAUAGCAUCCUCAAGAAGUACAGCUCACGAUUUCACCACCCUAUCCUCAGCCCUCUGGAGAGCAGUUUCCAGCUGGAAGUGGGCGUGCUGAGUCAUCUCCUCAAGGCGCAGGCUCAGAUCUCGGAGUGGAAGUUCCUCCCUUCCCUGGUUACCUUGCACAACGCUCACACGAAGCUCCAGAGCUGGGGCCAGACCUUUGAGAAGCAGCGGGAGACCAAGAAGCAUCUGUUUGGAGGGCAGUCCCAGAAGGCUGUGCAGCCGCCACACCUCUUCCUCUGGCUCAUGAAACUCAAGACCAUGCUCUUGGCCAAGUUUAGCUUUUACUUCCACGAGGCGCUGAGCCGACAGACGACCGCUUCAGAAAUGAAAGCGCUGACUGCCAAGGCGAACCCGGACCUCUUUGGAAAGAUCUCCAGUUUUAUCAGGAAAUAUGACGCUGCCAACGUGUCCUUAAUUUUUGACAACCGGGGCUCCGAGAGCUUUCAGGGUCAUGGCUACCACCACCCACAUUCCUACCGAGAGGCCCCUAAGGGAGUGGACCAGUACCCAGCCGUGGUGUCUCUGCCCAGCGACAGGCCGGUCAUGCACUGGCCCAAUGUUAUCAUGAUCAUGACGGACCGAGCAUCCGACCUGAACAGCUUGGAGAAAGUGGUCCACUUCUAUGAUGACAAAGUCCAGAGCACCUACUUCCUCACCCGCCCGGAACCCCACUUCACCAUCGUCAUCAUUUUUGAGUCAAAGAAAUCUGAGAGAGACUCCCAUUUCAUUUCCUUCCUCAACGAGCUAUCGCUUGCCCUUAAGAACCCCAAAGUGUUCGCAAGUCUGAAGCCUGGAUCCAAAGGUUAGCCGGAGCUCGCCCAAGGACUUCCAAGACUGGACACACUGUUCUCAGUUGAGUAGUUUGUGAUUUGAAUUUAUGUUAGCUCAUGCUUCUGUCAGAGCCGAGCUACAGACAGAGCCUCCCUGAUCAUGUCACACAGUUAAUAAGCAAUUAAGACCAAGGACGGCGUCUCCAAAGAGUAGUCUAGAAGAACCAUGGUGACUGAAUAAAUCACCAUGGUACAGCGAAGGAGUAGCAACAUCUUCUGAUUUCCCUGUGUUUCAUGUUGAUUGAGUAUUUAUUGGUCUUUCAUUUAUCUUUCCAGAUUUUUGUUGUUGUUGUUACUACUCUGACCAUUGUGCCCGGAAGCACUUGCUAACAUCCUCUCUCUCUCUCUGUCCCUGAGGAGCAGCGGGGGAGAAGAUACCAGAUGGGAUUGUUUUCAGUUUCACAAACACGAGUACUGACUAGUUUUACUAAUUAUCUAAUUAGUAUUAUACUGCGAUUGGAAUCUUGGUGAGAAACUUCUAUCAGGUUGUGAAGUGGGAGAUGACAGAUUGGGCCUUACAGGAGUCUAACCAGUCACAGGUCCUUUUCAGGUGACCUCCAGCUCCACCUGCAUCAGUUUUUACCUUUAAAGGGUUUGGUAGUCCACUGUCCUAAGUCAACCCAAGCCAUCUUCAGGGUCUUAUUGUUGCCGGCUGGAUAUCACUUCUCUGCUGAGCUGGGUUUCCAUCUGGUUCCACGGUCCGUUCUUCUCAGGUUUAGAAAGCACGCAGCCGUGUGUUUGUAACCGUGUCUUAGUUUCUCACACAGCACAGUUUAUGAAAUCAAAAUGACAGACUUAAUGCGUGCUCACAGGAAAGCGGAUGGAAAGAAACCACCAGAAAGAAUUGAGCUGUUACUGGUGUUCUUCCUUUGGAGCGCGUGUAAACAUUCUGGUCAGAUCCACGCUUUCCUUGUGGUUGUUUGGAUCUGUCUGCUGCGUGUCCACAGAGCACAAGGCUCAGGCAGGGCCGUGAAGCCCUCCCAGGCCUCCUGGUCAAGUGUGGGCUACCUGUACAAGAAUCCACCUGCCAGUUAUCUGCAUCUCCCCACUUUCAUAUAAACUUGUCUUUAAACAGAGGGUAGUGAUUUCCUCUGCAUUUUCUCCUGUUUCUAUUCAAAUAUGAACAAAUUUUAUAAUAUUGACCUCACAUUAAAAACAUUGAAAACAUUUGGAAUUAAAAA